UCAAAUAUUUUUAUCGGGAGCCAGCCCGGAGGACGAGUACUGGUAGGUAACGGGAUCCACCAAGGGAGAAGGAUGACAAUAAUAAUGUCCCCGGCUGGUUCCCGCGGCGCCCAAGUCUCCGUAUCAUGAUAAACACUGGGCCUGUCGCCCAUAUGAUGCCCGUGGCGGCCCGGAGUGGGUCCUGGAUUGCGUGGUGCCAGGCUAUCCUUUUUGGUGUGUCGGGGCUGGUGAUACUGGCUGAAAGGACCGCGCUGAUCUAUUGUGUAGGAUUCUACCUAUGGAAUGAAGAAACGCAGUGGGCGGGGAUGACCCUCGCCUUCCUGUUGCCGGGGAUACUGGUCCAGGUGUUGAGUCUCAGGUGGUACCGUGACGAUGGGGAAGACCACUAUUGGUUCCUGACCCUCACACAUGUGCUGCAACUGGGCAUCUUCCAAAGGUUGUGGGACUGCAUGAUAUCCGUAUGGGACAUGCAGGGUAGUGCGGGGGAGCUCGGGGCGGCUGUGAUGCAGCAGGCCGAUGUGUCUGCCCUCCGCCUGUUGGAGGCCCUGGUCCUCACCCUCCCUCAGACACUGCUGCAGACCUACGUCUUAGCUGUCACUGACGUGGAACUCCACUCCCCAGUAGCGGUGUGCGCAGGCCUGUGCCUGCUGUCACUGUCCUGGGCGCUGGUGCUGUUCAGCCGGGCAUGCUGCCUGAUCCGCCCGGGCCACCUGGCCAUGCCCCCGGCCGCUCUGCUGUGCCAGCUGCUGUGGAGGGCGGGCAUGCUGGGCGCCCGCGUGGCAAGCCUCAUGUCCUUCGCCCGCUACUUCCACUGGUGGACCUGCGGAGUGGCAGGCUUCCACUGGCUCACAGCUUCCUUCUGGCUGGUCGCCCAGCAACCGGAAAUCUGCACCGGACCCUGGCGCUGGCGCCUGUUCAACGUCGCGCUGGGACUGGUCCACAUCUUCCUCUUCCUCAACGUCAAAGACGGACCCUCGCGCUUUCGCAUGGCCGGCUUCUACGUGGCCAUGCUACUGGAGAACACCACCCUACUGGUGGCAGCGUCCGACUUCCUCAGUGAGAAAUCAUGGGAUAGCAUGACCCUCCCCAUCGCUGUGCUGAGCAGCUUCCUGCUUGGCGCCACCUCUCUAGUCCUGUACUACCGCUUCCUCCACCCCAAGUCCACUGAGAUUGCCACAGGCCAUGGCCUCGGCCACCGCAACCACCACAUGGGCUCCACCUGCCUGGAGGGCCUAGAGCAGGGCGAGUCUUCCUACUCCCUGGGGGGUGGGGGAGGUGACAAGAGCCUCCCCCAGGCCGCACCCUCCUCCCUGCACAAUCACGGCAGCUUCUCCCUCUCUGGCGUGGCCGGCUCCCUCCUGGAGCAUCCUGGGAGUUGCGGUCCCAGGCUGGGUAACUCGUGCCUCUGCCGCCACCACCACUGGCUCCUGAUUCGCUUGGCACUAAAAACGAGUGACAUAGGAAAGAUCAACCGGGCCUAUGGCUCCGGUGGCGUGGUGGCCAACUUGGACGAGGACGAUUACUGUUAUAACUCGGAGGCCACGGGUACAGGUGGCGGCAGGACUACCACGGCGUGUGGGGGCAACUACGACGGGGUCUCCGGGGCCUCGGUGUCCGAAUCACAGGGGACGAAGGUGGGCCUAGCACCCCUCUCGGACUGCAAGGAGGAGUUUCAGAGCGCCAGCGAUGAGCCCAUAUCCGCCGAGACGCCUGGCGAGGAGGAGAGCGAGGAUAGCCUGGAGGACAUGCAGAGCCCACUGGAGUCGCCGGUGUCUGACUCCUUAAAGCGCAGCUCACCCGAGGGCAAAUCGGUGUUCGGGGACAGCCCCGAGCCAUACUUCUGCCCCAGCACCACCCUGUCCAGCUCCACACUGUACUUCAGUGCUGACCCCCAGUCCCCCAGCAGCACCAGCAACCCCCGCCUGGACCGGGCCAGCCCCCCCAUGGGCAUGGCAGGCCUCGGCUCCAUCCCCAGCGACCCCGCCCUGCACAGGGACGUCAGGGGACUGCAGAUGGGUCAGAUGGGGCCUCGCUACACCUCCACACCCAAACUGGACUCUGGGGUGCAAGGGGACGCACCGCCCAGCAUCCCUCAUCUGAGUGGUCCCAGGAGGCAGCUGAUACUGUCACGGCGAGACCAGGACGAUGGAUUUUAAGAACAAGGGAGGGAAAAAGAGAGGGAGGAGAAAAAAAAGAGAUGGUGGAAAGAGAUUGAAAAGUCAAUGGAGAGGAAGCAUAAUCAAACACAAGCCCAGCUCAAAGCUCGCUCAUUUGAAGCACAAGUAUCUUAAGUAAUAUACAUUUCCUAUAAAGCUGUCCGUUACCAUUUCUUGCUGAUUGUUCCGAGUACCAAGUACUUUCUAUUGGGGAUUUCAUAUUCCGCCGAGUACCGGUACUUACUUUUUACAUCAGUAACUUUAACCCAGUUCAAUCAACGCUACCUCCUAAUCAACCAAAUAUAAUACAAUAAACAAAUAAUACCACAUAAAAAGCUAUUUAAAUGCUUCUAAAAAAUAAUUCUAAGAAGUGGUGACAUGAUCUCGGCUAAAGUGAAGACACUCACUGCAAUAUGUCAGCUUGGUAUCUGAACUGUGUUUUGGCUGGCAUUUACAGAUACCGUAUCGGCCAGAGUACCAUCAUUGAUAGUAUCAGUGCACCUCUAAUUUCCUGUUUUGUUUUUGUUAUUCCUUUGAAAAGAUACUCACUCCCCAUACCCCCCAAACACAUUGAACAGGUCAAGGGUUCACUAGGAACCAAACGUAAGCAAAUGACCAAAACGGGGAAGGACUAAACUGAACUUGUCCUUUGCUAAAUGUUUAGCUAUCAUUUGCUACGGUGUGCUGUGCACUAAUGACUACACCCCAGGUGAACGUAUAUACACUCAUUUGCUGACACCGCUUAGGACAGACAGGGCUUCAUAGUCAACUCGACAAAACUGUUUGAUGGUGAAAUCAGACAGUUGUCCCACAUUUUAUAUGUCCCAUUUUGCCUUUUGCGAAGUUGUUCAUAUUAACAAACUUAUUUAUUGAGCUAAUUAAUUAAUAUUUUUAAGGUACAUUGUUGCAAAGAUAACUUUUUUUUUUAAAUUCUUUGUCUUAAAGACAUGUUGAACAUGUUAACUUGCUAAAUGCAGUUUUUCCAAUUGAGAAACUCUAAAAUAUGUUGUAUUGUACUGUCUCAGGCGCGUGGUUGUGUUUUAAACCGUUUUCACACCUCAAAUGUGAAGGUAAGUGGAAGAAUAAGGGAUAUCCAAGACAUAUUUUGUGACAAUGUUUUGCUGUGCUCAUUUUUUCAUCCCUUAUAAGGGAUCAUUGUAUUGUUGAUUAAAUGCUCUAUAAAUGACCCAGGGUAAGAUACAGUGUCUUCAGAAAGUAUUCACACUCCUUCACUUUUUCCACAUUGUUGUUGCAGCCUGAAUUUAAUAUUGAUUACAUUGAGAUGUUUUUGGUCACUGGACUACGCACAGUACCCCAUAAUGUCAAAGUGGAAUUAUGUUUUUGAAAUGUUUACAAAUGAUUUAAAAAUGAAAAGCAGAAAUGUUUUGAGUCAUUAAGUAUUCAACUCCUUUGUUUUUUAUGUUUUUACUUAACCUUUAUUUAACUAGGCAAGUCAGUUAAGAACACAUUCUUAUUUACAAUGACUGCCUACCCCGGCCAAACCCUCCCCUAACUCUGACGACGCUGGGCUAAUUGUGCUCUGCCCUAUGGGACUCCCGAUCACGGCCUGGUUGCGAUACAGCCGGAUUCAAACCAAGGUCUGUAGUGUCGCCUUGCAGUACCUUAGAAUGCUACGCCACUCGUGGUAAAAAGAAAAAGAAGCAGACAUUGAAUAUCUCUUUCAGCAUAGUGAAGUUAUCAAUUAUACUUUGGAUGGUGUAUCAAUACACCCAGUCACUACAAAGAUACAGGCGUUCACGCUAACUCAGUUGCCGGAGAGGAAGAAAACCGCUCAGGGAUUUCACCAUGAGGCCAAUGGUGACUUUAAAACAGUUACAGAGUAUAAUGGCUGCAUAGGAGAAAACUAAGCCUGGAUCAACAAUAUUGCAGUUACUCCACAAUAAUAACUUAAUUGACCGAGUGAAUUAAAAAUACUCCAAAACAUGCAUCAUGUUUGCAACAAGGCAUACAAGUAAUACUGCACAAAAUGUGGCAAAGCAAUUUAACUAUGGGGCAAGUCCAAUACAACACAUAACUGAGAACCACUCUCCACAGUUUCAAGCAUAGUGGUGGCUGCAUCAUGUUAUGGGUAUGCUUGUAAUCGUUAAGGACUGGGGAGUUUUUCAAGGUAAGAAAGAAACGGAAUGGAGCUAAGCAGAGGCUAAAUCCUAGAGGAAAACCUGGUUCAGUCUGCUUUUCACCAGACACUAGGAGAUGCAUUCACCUUUCAGCAAGACAAUAACCUAAAACACAAGGCCAAAUAUGCACUGGAGUUGCUUACCAAGAAGACAGUGAAUAUCCCCGAGUGUCCGAGUUACAGUUUUGAUUUAAGUCUGCUUGCAAACUUAUGGCAAAACCUAAAAAUGGUUGUCAGGCAAUGGUCAACAACCAAUUUGAUAGAAUUUGAAAAAAGUUGAAAAGAAUAAAUGGGCAAAUGUUGCACAAUCCAGGAGUGGAAAACUGAAGAGACUUACCCAGAAAGACUCACCGCUGUUAUCGCUGCCAAAGGUGAUUCUAACAUUAGUAUUUACUCAGGGGGUUCAAUACUUAUCAAGAUAUAUUAGUGUUUUUAUUUUUCAUACAUUUUUUACACAUUUAACAUUUUUCUUCCACUUUCACAUUACAGACUGUGUUGUGUAGAUCGUUGACAAAAAAAAGUAAAUUACAUCCAUUUUAAUCCCAUUUUGUAAGAAAAUGUGGAUGAAGUCAAGGGGUGUGAAUACUUUCGGAAGGCACUGUACAUAGGCAACACGUACAGAACACUGAAAUGAUGCUGGUUUUCACACUUUUCCCCCUCUCAGGUGCUUGCUUAUUCAACAUUUUGUUACAUAGGUCAAGGCCACAGUUGAUGUAAUAACGAAACAAGCAAUAAAGGUUAUAUUGGGUGGACUUGA
Oncorhynchus keta (chum salmon) is the source of this 5050-nucleotide messenger RNA. Its product is annotated as XK-related protein 5-like. The record is from RefSeq and is a predicted model, not a curated record. Gene Ontology annotation, biological process: phosphatidylserine exposure on apoptotic cell surface; engulfment of apoptotic cell; apoptotic process involved in development. Lineage: Eukaryota; Metazoa; Chordata; Actinopteri; Salmoniformes; Salmonidae. The transcript is spliced from 7 exons. The coding region runs from base 126 to 2156 and encodes 676 amino acids. Gene Ontology annotation, cellular component: plasma membrane.